AUGCCGUAUAAUAUUGCGAUGAUAAGCGACUUUUUCUUCCCUCAGCCGGGCGGAGUGGAAAGCCAUAUAUAUCAAGUGUCCUCGAAACUCAUUGAUCGCGGACACAAAGUGAUAAUCGUGACGCAUGCGUACAAAGGCCGGACCGGUGUGCGUUAUCUGACGAACGGUCUCAAGGUCUACCAUGUCCCCUUCUUCGUCAUUUACCGCGAAUCUGCCAUGCCAACCGUCUUUUCCUUCUUCCCCAUCUUCAGGAACAUUAUGAUUCGUGAGCAGAUAGAGGUUGUGCAUGGGCACGGCAGCUUGAGCUGUUUCUGUCAUGAAGCCAUCCUCCACGCCCGAACAAUGGGACUCCGUACCGUCUUCACCGACCACUCCCUGUUUGGAUUUGCAGACGCCAGCUCGAUCCUCACAAACAAGCUACUCAAAUUCACCUUAAGCGAUGUGGACCACGUCAUAUGCGUCAGCCAUACCUGCAAGGAAAACACCGUGCUGAGAGCGUCACUCGACCCCAUGAUGGUCUCCGUAAUCCCCAACGCACUGGUGGCAGAAAACUUCCGGCCGCCGUCGAUGCCAGGGCCGCGGCUGCUGGGGCCGGACGAUACGAUCACUAUAGUGGUGAUAUCACGCCUGUUCUACAACAAAGGAACAGACCUGCUGAUAGCAGCCAUACCCAGAAUUCUUGCGCUCAACAAGAACGUGCGUUUUAUCAUCGGCGGGUCGGGGCCAAAGGCCAUCGACCUGGAGCAGAUGUUGGAGAGAAAAGUGCUUCAGGAUAAAGUAGAGCUGCUGGGUCCGAUCAAGCACGAAGAUGUGCGCGAUGUGAUGGUCAAGGGUCAUAUAUACCUCCAUCCCAGCCUGACAGAGGCCUUUGGCACCGUCAUAGUUGAGGCAGCCAGCUGCGGACUCUAUAUCGUUUGCACCCGCGUGGGCGGCAUCCCCGAGGUUCUCCCGCAGCAUAUGACAACUUUUGCGAAGCCGGAAGAGGACGAUCUCGUGCAGGCGACGGGGAAGGCCAUUGCUGCUCUGCGUUCGAACAAGGUGCGCACCGAGAGGUUCCACGAUCAGGUGCGGAUGAUGUAUUCGUGGACAGACGUCGCGCGGCGCACAGAGCGUGUCUACGAUGGAAUCUGCGGUGCCAUCAGCGAGGAAGAAUUCUACGGCAAUUGCCCCAAGGAGAGCUGGACCGGGUCCCGCAGACGGGAACACAGCUUUGCGCUGAUCGACCGGCUGAAGCGGUACUAUGGCUGCGGUAUCUGGGCCGGGAAGCUGUUCUGCCUCUGUGUCGUCAUCGACUUUUUGCUAUACGUCUUCCUUGAGCUGUGGAUGCCUCGCAGCGGCAUCGACAUUGCGAGGGACUGGCCGAAGAAACCGGUCGGCGAAGGCAACCAGCUUCUUGAUCCUCGCCGUUCUAUGAGCAGUUCCAGGCACUCGAGACGCAAUGAAACCUGGCAGGAGAUGAUAUGA
Messenger RNA from Microsporum canis CBS 113480, 1464 nucleotides. RefSeq names its product phosphatidylinositol:UDP-GlcNAc transferase subunit PIG-A. Gene Ontology annotation, molecular function: phosphatidylinositol N-acetylglucosaminyltransferase activity. Gene Ontology annotation, cellular component: glycosylphosphatidylinositol-N-acetylglucosaminyltransferase (GPI-GnT) complex. NCBI's taxonomy places the organism in Eukaryota, Fungi, Ascomycota, Eurotiomycetes, Onygenales, Arthrodermataceae. Gene Ontology annotation, biological process: GPI anchor biosynthetic process. The coding region runs from base 1 to 1464 and encodes 487 amino acids. The record is from RefSeq and is a predicted model, not a curated record. The transcript is spliced from 6 exons.